CUCUGUUCCGACCUACCAACUGUAGGCCUAUUCGCUGUAUUGCCAGAAUAUAUAACCUACCGAGGCCACCAAGGACGCUUGCGAUUCACCCUUUCCUCUCGUUGACGCUCACACGGUGCCCUCUUACCUGUUACCAAUUGUCGAUCAUUCCUUUCACUGUCCACACUCAUGAAUAGCACGCUAGCGGUGACUCCCCACGGAGCCGUCACGGAGAACGCCACGACAACGCAAUCUGCAGAGACGGGAAAAGCCGUAACGUCCUCGACGAUGGCGACGGACGCGGCGUCGACGCAGAGCGGUUUACAACACGAUUCACGAUUCAGUUGCAAUAUUUGUUUAGAAGCCGUCACGGCACCCGUCGUGACACAGUGCGGACAUUUGUACUGUUGGAGUUGUCUGUACCGAUGGCUCGAGCCAGGAAUGGUUCCGGGAGAACGACAAGCACUCACGGGAAUGGUCCGGUACGGACCCAUCGACGAAACGCGACGUGUGUGUCCGGUGUGCAAAGCGCCCUGUUCCGUUCCCACCAUUGUUCCCAUUUACGUGCGCAACGAACCCACUAGUCCCAACAAACGAACAUCGAGCUUGGCGGAUUCCUUGGACGACACUGACGACGACGAUGUCGAGUACGAUCAUCAACGAGAGGCCUCGUACGGAGAACAGGCCCACGUGGCGGCGCACCACACUGAUAUUGUGCGUGCAGCCAAUUCCUGGGAAACGUCCGUGACGGAACAUGCGGACCUCGAUGGACCUACAAGUCCACUGCCACCAUCCGUGGUCAACGUGACUGCCUCAUCCGCACCCGAUUCCUCCUUCACAAACACUGGACUCCGGCAACGGUUGCGGUUUCGCAGUCGCGACAGUGAAAUCCCCUCCGCCGAAGACUAUCACGUGGUCCCAGCCCGUCCAGCCGCCAACUCCCCGGUUCGCCAUCGCAGUCUUUCCGAAUCUAACGUCGGCGCGGCAUCCCUCCCCCGCAACCCCGCAUGGUUGACCCCUCUCAAUCCUGCUACCAACCGGGCUUCUCUCAGCAACGGACUCGCCUUGUCGCUCCAGCACGCCUUUCGACAAUCUCUUCCAACGACUGCUGCGGCACAGCCCGAUCAGAGCAUUCCCCCACUCCAUCGCAGAGAAGGACACGGCAGUGCCGCCGUCAUGAACAGCAUUUCGGAACAAGAUCCCAACGCCACCGAAUUCUUGUCCAGAAUUCUAUUGUUACUCGGUUCGUUCGUGAUCCUGUGUUUGUUGUUGUUUUGA
Molecule: messenger RNA, 1257 nt
Organism: Phaeodactylum tricornutum CCAP 1055/1
Lineage: Eukaryota; Bacillariophyta; Bacillariophyceae; Surirellales; Neidiaceae
Exons: 1
Coding region: 169-1257 (362 amino acids)
Biological process (GO): ubiquitin-dependent protein catabolic process
Cellular component (GO): endoplasmic reticulum
Molecular function (GO): ubiquitin-like protein conjugating enzyme binding; ubiquitin protein ligase activity
Source: RefSeq, a predicted model, not a curated record